Molecule: messenger RNA, 1524 nt
Organism: Glossina fuscipes
Lineage: Eukaryota; Metazoa; Arthropoda; Insecta; Diptera; Glossinidae
Product: dynein regulatory complex subunit 2-like
Exons: 6
Coding region: 1-1524 (507 amino acids)
Biological process (GO): regulation of cilium movement; cilium-dependent cell motility; axonemal dynein complex assembly
Cellular component (GO): axoneme; axonemal dynein complex
Source: RefSeq, a predicted model, not a curated record
AUGGCUGCCGCUGCUGCUACCACUGAUGCCACUCUUCCCGCGAUUGGUCAACAAAUAACAAUUGAUGCGCCCAUGUAUAUUACAGAUGAGGAUUUGGCGCCACCGCCACCACCUCCCAAGAAGAAGAAGCCUACUAAAGCCGAACUUAUGGAAAGACGUAAGCAGGAAGAAAUUGAAUUUAAACAGCUGGAAAUGCGUGAAGAGCUAAAGCGUGAGCUUGCCAUGUCCAAGAAAACUGCUGAAAAGGGUCAAAAAGAAUGGGAGGAGAUGUGUAAAGAGAUUAAAAUUAAAGAAUUACGUUCAGAGUUGGAAGAAUGGGAAAUUAAGACAAGUCGAAUUUUAAAACAAAAAGACGAUAAGAUUGCUUUGCUUAUCGAUGAUAUGAUUGUCACCGAAGAGAUGCACAAGCGUAAUUAUUCUACCCAAAUGCAAGUGAUGGAAUUCUUAUCAGAUGCGAUGCGCGCUUUUCAUGAGACGGCGAAUUUGCUCUACGAAACGCAAACGUCAGAUAUGGUGCAUGAAUACUAUGAUGAAAUUAAGGAUAGAGGACAAGUUACAAAUGACAUUAAAGUCAAAUGCGAAAAUGUGAUGCAUGCAAACAAUGUGGUGGUCGAGAAUCAAAUGUUAUCCGACUAUCAAAUAUUUUUGGAUAAACGCGAUGAUCGCGUUAAUACGGAAAUUGAAAAACGUUACCGUUUACGCGACUCAAUUAUAAGUAAUAUGCGAUUUUUGCAUAAGCAAUUGACGACCUUUCUUGAAUCAUUGCGGAACGCCUCACUCGACGUACGCAAAUACGAACGCGUCAAUAUGUUAAUGGAGCGUCAGAAGAAUUUUGUCAUUGAAUCGCAAAAAUUGAAUGAUGUUGAAGCGCGCAGCUCUCGCAUAUACAUGGAUUUACAGCGUGACAUGUUACAUAUAGGCGCCGACGCGCAACGAAAAAUUAAGGAUUUGCGCCUAGAGCACGCUUACUUUGUGCAAAUGCGUAAGAAUAUUGAAACGGAAAUGAAACAGGACCGUCAAGAGACAUAUGAAAAACUUAAAAUUCUGACAUUUCAUUGCUUUGAGACAAAUAAAAAAUACAAAAAGUUGAAGAAAUACGGAGAGUUGUUGCUCUCAUUGGCUGCGAAUUGCAGGAAAUUGCAAACAGAAUCUGAAAAAGUUGUACCCUGGGGUGAUUUUGAGAAGCCAAUUGAUAUUGAAGACGACAAGAUUGAAUUUAAAUUAAAUGUUCUUGAUCUCAAGACUCAUGUCGAUCUCGACGAAGAGGAACUCGAUGCCCAAAUCGAAUUGAUGAGCACUUUUUGGCGACGCCAGGCUAUAGCUGAAGCUCAAAUCGUUUUACUAACUGAGAAGAAAAUGAAACUCGAGCAAGAGAAUCAAAAAUAUAUCAAUAAAAUUAAGCGUAUGAGCAAAGUCGACGAUGUGGCUGAACUGACUAAAACUCUGACUGUCGAUUGUGUUUUACCAGAGCGUAAAGUACCACGACCACGCUGUAAAGCAUCUAUGUUUACCCGGCCACCUUGA